CACAUUUGCACCCUCCUCCCAUUUACCCCUCUUCCCAAACAGAGUGUUGGGGUUUUCCAUCUCGCAUCGGGCGUCCCCUUGAUCCGUCCUUCCCUCUCCGAUUCUUCUGUAACCGAAGGAAGGAUACGGACGGGGUACAAUUGUGCAGGGGCGUGAAGGCCGUAGGUGAUAUCAGUUCUGUGAUUGAAGGACCUCAAUUCUAGCUUCUCCUGCUGCUGAUGAGGAUUUAUAGCCCUCGGACACCUUAAUCAGCCUGGAAAUGCUUGUGCUGGAGCUUCCAUUGAACUGUUACUGUUGAGCCUCACUUUUUCUUAUUGAUCUCUUCAGUCCUCCUGUGUGGACGUUUGCGUUGGUUUCUUCCGACUCCCUGGCUGCUUGCAAGUAGAGAGCUUUAAGUUCUAAUGGCUAAUCCACAGCAACCUUCCCGAGGGUAUUCUGUUGGGAAUGGGAUCAGUCCCUCCAACCCUGAAACAUCAAUCGCUACACCUGAUACAAGUCGUAUAAUUUCUUCUGCUCAAGUAUUAAAUGGGCCUCCCAGAUUUCCUCCCCCCAAGGUGCAACACCAUCACCUUUCCCCUUCCGUGAAAACCCCAACCUUGAUGUCACCGGCAAAUGGGGUUUCAACUGGAAGCCCAAUUCCUCACUUGAGCACUCCACCUGGCCCUCCGGUCUUCGUUUCACCUCUUCGGCCUGCUGCAGUACCUUUCCGGACUUCCCCAUCAACUCCUCAACCAGUUGCACUCUCAUCAGGAUCAUCCCUGCCCACUUCAUCUCCUCCCAAUUUCUCAAAUGGCUCACCUCUGUUGGAUCCCCAGCUUCCCCAACCUCAAGCAACAAAGGAGAACUCUUCUAUUGAGGAAUCACCAUGUGUGUUAUUCUCGGCAACUUUGGUUUUGAAGCAGAAAAAACUCUCAAAUGCUGCAAGUUUGGGUUUUGGGGCUUUGAUUUCCCCUGGGCGAGAGAUCUUACAAGGUCCCCAAAUUAUACAACGUGUGGCCCAUCGUUGCCAAAACUGCGGAGCUUAUGCUAAUCUGUAUUGCAAGAUAUUACUCGGUUCGGGCCAGUGGCAAUGUGUGAUUUGCAUGUCAUUAAAUGGAAGUGACAGGGAAUAUGUAGCACCAAGCAAAGAAGAUCUGCGCAACCUUGCUGAACUUUCGUCUCCAAUUGUUGAUUAUGUUCAACCUGGGAAUAAGAGACCUGGUUUCAUUCCAGUUUCUGACUCUAGAAUGUCUGCGCCCGUCGUUCUUGUGAUUGAUGAGGGCUUGGAUGAGCCACACCUGCAGCAUUUACAAAGCUCCUUACAUGCAUUUGUUGAUUCUCUUCCUCCUACAUCAAGAAUAGGAAUCAUAACGUAUGGCCGCGUAGUAUCAGUUUAUGAUUUUUCAGAGGAGUCAUUUGCUUCCAGGAGAUAAAUCACCCAAUCCGGAAUCCUUGAAAGGAUUAAUCUACGGGACUGGUGUGUAUUUGUCACAAAUGCAUGCUUCAAAUGAAGCAGCACAUAGAAUAUUCUCGUCAUUGAGAUCAUUCAAGUUGGACAUCGCAGAAGCUUCAAGGGAACGUUGCCUGGGUGCUGCCGUUGAAAUAGCUCUAGCUAUAAUUCAGGGUCCAUCGGCAGAGAUGUCCCGGGGUGUAGUCAAGUGGCCAGGGGUUAAUACCAGGAUAAUUGUAUGCGCUGGUGGACCUAACACCUAUGGCCCUGGAUCUGUUCCUCACUCCUUUGGGCACCCAAACUAUGCACACCUUGAAAGUACAGCCUUCAAAUGGAUGGAACAUCUGGGCCGUGAAGCUCAAAGGCACAAUACCGUUGUUGAUAUUCUAUGUGCAGGAACUUGCCCAGUUAGGGUUCCAGUUCUGCAGCCUCUUGCUAAAUCUUCUGGCGGUGUUCUGGUUCUUCAUGACGACUUUGGUGAAGCCUUUGGUGUGAACUUGCAAAGAGCAGCUUCCAGGGCAUCAGGUUCUCAUGGUCUUCUGGAGAUUCGAUGUUCUGAUGAUAUCCUUGUUACACAAGUCAUCGGUCCUGGGGAAGAGGCAGAACAUGAAGACAUCAGUGAAUUUAAGAGUGAUACUUCUCUUUCUAUUCAGAUGUCAAGUGUUGAAGAAUCUCAGUGCUUUGCAUUGUCAAUGGAAAAUAAAGGCGACAUCAAGAGUGAUAGUGUGUAUUUCCAGUUCGUCAUACAAUUUUCAAAUGUUUAUCAAGCAGAUGUGUCGAGGGUCAUAACAAUUAGACUAGCUACUACAGACAGUGUUUCAGCAUAUCUUGACAGUGUCCAUGAUGAAGUGGCUGCUAUACUGAUUGCUAAGAGGACUCUGUUGCGAGCCAAAAACUCUGCCUAUGCAAUUGAUAUGCGGGCAUCAGUAGAUGAGCGUAUCAAGGAUGUCGCUCUGAGAUUUGGUGCUCCAGUGCCUAAGUCAAAACUUCGAAGAUUCCCCAAGGAACUCUCCUUGUUGCCUGAGCUCCUUUUUCAUCUCAGAAGAGGGCCGUUGUUGGGAAGCAUUGUUGGCCAUGAGGAUGAACGCUCUGUGUUGAGGAACUUGUUUCUGAAUGCAUCUUUUGACCUUUCACUCCGUAUGGUAGCACCGCGAUGUCUCAUGCACCGAGAAGGAGGCACUUUUGCGGAGUUGCCAGCCUAUGACCUCGCAAUGCAAUCUGACACAGCUGCUGUUCUUGAUCACGGCACUGAUAUCUUCAUUUGGUUGGGUGCAGAACUAGCUGUGGAUGACGGUAGAAGUGCAGCAGCAUUAGCAGCUUGCAGAACGUUGGCUGAAGAGCUCACUGAAUCACGCUUUCCAGCUCCUAGGAUUCUUGCUUUCAAGGAAGGGAGCUCCCAGGCACGAUAUUUUGUCUCACGACUGAUACCAGCAUACAAAGAUCCUCCUUAUGAACAGGAAGCAAGAUUCCCGCAGCUUCAGACUUUGACAAUGGAACAGCGGAUAAAGCUGAAAAGCAGCUUUCUGCACUUUUAUGAUCCCAGUUUCUGUGAAUGGAUACGAAGCUUAAAAGUUGUGCCACCAGAACCAAGCUAAACUAAGGGAGGUCUGGAAAACCAACACCAAUUUUUUGCAGAAUUUGUAACCUCGAAAAGAAGGGAAGGCUCAAGGGAUGCAUGGGAUUGCUACGUUCCUGCUUGAGCUGAUUCACCUGGACAACAUUGAAUAGAGAUUUGGCUAUAUCUCAAAUGGAAACGCCACCAAAGUCACUUUGGGUUUUCGUUUUGUAGUGUCCAAAGGGUUUUACAUGUGCAACUAUUUUGUGAUGGGGGCAAAGUGAGAUGGAGACGUUUACUUCUGCUAACCGAAAAUUUGUGGGACUGCCUGAAGUAGGGGUGGGCAAUGGGCGGGUUGGGUGGGUUUUGGUCUCA
This is a messenger RNA of Linum tenue, 3359 nucleotides long. NCBI's taxonomy places the organism in Eukaryota, Viridiplantae, Streptophyta, Magnoliopsida, Malpighiales, Linaceae. The record is from the annotation of a GenBank genome assembly.